Messenger RNA from Caenorhabditis briggsae, 978 nucleotides. RefSeq names its product Protein CBR-SRXA-4 (gene Cbr-srxa-4). The transcript has 4 exons. Lineage: Eukaryota; Metazoa; Nematoda; Chromadorea; Rhabditida; Rhabditidae. The record is from RefSeq and is a predicted model, not a curated record. Bases 1 to 978 code for a protein of 325 amino acids.
AUGGACUUGCACGAUUGGCUUCUACUUAUCUGCCAAAUUGUGUUUAACAUCCUGGUAGUUGUAUGCUGUAUCUACGAUGUGAUUCUGUUUUUGAGUGUGAUAAAACAUCGAUUCUAUUCUUCAUCGAAAAACAAGACACCGUUUGUGUAUAUCACUUUUAUGACUUUUGCUGGAGUUUUGGGAAAACUGGCAAACUUUUUUAUGAUCGAUGCGUGGCCGAUUGGGAAUUGGAUCGAUCCGGUCAAUGGGUAUGAAGCCUAUCGAAAUUCCAUCGGAAAACUCGUCACCCUAUCCGCAACAUUAUGCUAUCUAACCGAAAUUUUCAUCAACCUCCUAAUGACGAUCCAUCGAGUUUCGGUGCUCCUCAGCGCUGGAAAAGCACCCGCCUGGUUCAGCGACACCAAACUUUUUGUGUAUUGCUCAGCUUUAGUAACCGGGCUUCUUAUCAGUUUGCUGAUACCGUACUACUCUACAUGCUACGUCAAUUUCAACGCAUUGACAAGUCUACAUGAAACUGCAUGUGCUCCAAACAAGCAUCCGAUCACAAGAUUCCAAAAUCUAUACCUCAUCUGGGUUCCUGUAACCGCUGUUGCCAUUAAUACCUUGAUGAUUUUGUAUAUGAAAUUUGCAAGAAAAUGCCUGAAAAAGAAAUCAGCAGCAGCAGCCACAUUAUCAGCAGCAAUUGUGGAAAGAGAAAAUUCAAUGAUCAGACAGGCAUUUUUUGUGGCAGUCUACCUAUCGGUUUUUGAAUUUGGAUACUUGUUGAUGAGAUUUUUUCCGGAUGUAUUUAGCGGAUUGCCCCAGGAAGUGCAAUCUAUUACCUUUCUGCUCCGUCUUUUUGCCAUUUGUUCUUUGAACUUUUUUGUGUUUUUCACACAAACUAAAUCGACAAAGAUACUGGUACUAAAAUACAUUGGAUGGAAAACAAAUGAAGUGACUAAUGUGGCGCACUCGUCAGCGACAAGGAAAAUGUACUGA